CACCUACCUUCUCCUUCUCUCUUCAAACCAGCCAAUGGGUAGAACAGAGACAUGCUCUUCUUCCUCUCCUCCUCGUCAGCCACCUCAUCCCUCCUUUCUCUGUCUAAAAUUAUCUCUCUCCAAACCCUAACCCUAGCAAGACCCCAUUCCCACCUCCUCCUCUCCACCAUGUCCAUAAAUCUCAAUUCUCAUGCCUUUGCAGGCAACCCAAUAAAAUCCAAAACCCCAAAACCAAGUGACCCAUUUUCAUCCAACUCUGCCUUCCAAACCCUCAAAACCGUCUUUCUAGGGCACACCCACGAACCAUCUUCCCCUAAUUUUAAGGUAUUGCCCUUCAGAAAGGGCAGACCCUUAGCCGGGUCGAUAGCUGAUUCGGCACCAAAUUGGCAUCUGGGUUGGUUGAAUUUGGGUGAUUGUAGGCUUUUCUUGGAGAAUUCUGAGGUUCGUUUGAAUGAAGAUUCGUUGGUUUAUUUGGGUUCCAAGUCAGAGGAUGACGUUGUUUAUUGGGCAAUUGAUGUGUCUGAUGCUAAUAACUUAGUGAAUGAAUUGGGUUCUAGGCAGCUUUGCUUUGUUGAGUUGAGGACUUUGAUGGUUGCGACGGAUUGGGCCGAUGCUAGAGCUAUGGGCGAAUUGGCUGUUGCUGGGCAUGCCAGGGCACUUCUAGAAUGGCACAACAUAUCACGUUUUUGUGGAUUUUGUGGAGAAAGAACAGUCCCAAAGGAAGCUGGGAGAAGGAAGCAAUGCUCAAAUGAGUCGUGCAAAAAGAGGAUCUAUCCACGUGUUGAUCCGGUUGUCAUCAUGUUAGUCAUUGAUAGAGAAAAUGAUCGUGCACUUUUAAGUAGACAGUCAAGAUUUGUGCCCCGGAUGUGGAGUUGCCUAGCUGGUUUUAUAGAGCCAGGAGAAAGCUUGGAAGAGGCAGUGAGGAGAGAAACAUGGGAGGAGACUGGUAUUGAGGUGGGAGAAGUUGUCUAUCAUAGUUCUCAGCCAUGGCCUGUUGGACCAAGUAGCAUGCCAUGCCAGUUGAUGGUGGGCUUCUUUGCAUAUGCAAAAUCACUUGAGAUAAAUGUGGACAAGGAAGAGUUGGAAGAUGCUCAAUGGCACAGUAGAGAAGAUGUAAGAAAAGCCUUGACAGUUGCUGAAUACAAGAAGGCGCAAGGAUCAGCAAUGACCAAGGUAGACCAGAUGUGCAAGGGAGUAGAGAAGGGACAAAGCUUAUCUGCAGAUUUCAAUGUGGAAAGUGGGGAGCUUACUCCCAUGUUCAUCCCGGGACCCUUUGCGAUUGCGCAUCAUCUCAUCUCUUCCUGGGUCUUUCAAGAUUCUCCCGUCACACAACCUGCUGGUUCUCAGUCGAAUUUGUAGUAGUAUUUUUUCCUUGACCAACUUGUAAGUGCACCAAUUCAUUUGUUUUGAUUAUAAACAGGCACUGUGCUUUUUCAUUUUCCAUAAUAUGUUACGUGGGAAAAACAAGAAAUAAAAUGUUGUUGUAAUAAUAUUUAAUGUUACUCA
This is a messenger RNA of Cornus florida, 1506 nucleotides long. RefSeq names its product nudix hydrolase 19, chloroplastic. The transcript has 6 exons. Gene Ontology annotation, molecular function: NADH pyrophosphatase activity; metal ion binding. Bases 52 to 1359 code for a protein of 435 amino acids. Gene Ontology annotation, biological process: NADP+ catabolic process; NAD+ catabolic process. NCBI's taxonomy places the organism in Eukaryota, Viridiplantae, Streptophyta, Magnoliopsida, Cornales, Cornaceae. Gene Ontology annotation, cellular component: cytosol. The record is from RefSeq and is a predicted model, not a curated record.